Molecule: messenger RNA, 2226 nt
Organism: Nasonia vitripennis (jewel wasp)
Lineage: Eukaryota; Metazoa; Arthropoda; Insecta; Hymenoptera; Pteromalidae
Product: glutamate receptor ionotropic, NMDA 1-like
Exons: 8
Coding region: 811-2193 (460 amino acids)
Cellular component (GO): membrane
Molecular function (GO): glutamate-gated receptor activity
Source: RefSeq, a predicted model, not a curated record
CAAGACCCAACUGUCCCUUGAAAACUGCUGUACAAUUAUUAAUUAUACAUACAACCUCGAACUCGUUUAACACCCAACACAGAUCUUAUCAAACGUGUAAUCAUAAAUCCUAAACAUGAUAUUAAUCUUUACAUUUGCUAGUACUACUGUAUACGAAUGCACUUAAUCUUAAGCUGGACUUCGUAUUAGUCUGACUGAAACAGUAAUAUUUUGAGUAAAUAAUUAUUCGAACGAAUAAUUUGAUAGUUAUCAAUACGAUCCAAGUGUUCGAUUCACAUUAAAAAAAACCUUGCGUUGUCAAAGUUUUUCAUUAAUGAAGUUAGGAAUAAAUAAACAAUGAAAUUCGCUAGUUUAAAUUUAAUAGUUUGCACUUUUAUAAUACCAUCGAUGGCCUUCAAGCUUAAUGUGUUCCACGAAAUCGAUCAUUAUUCUCAGUUCAUAUUGGAUAUUCAGAAUUUUCAUAAAACGAGUAGUGUGAUCGUUAUCCACAGCAGUAUUGAAAAAGACUUAUUUUCAAAUACGUCGAUUUGGAGCUUACUACAUCGCUUCUCUACACGCCGUAUUUUCUCCCAAGCGAUAUCAUUAGAGGACAUGAACACAAAAUACGAUCCGACUUUCUCAACAUAUUCGUGACAAUUAUUCACCGUAUUUAUAAAAUCAGAAGAAGAUUUGAAAUUAUUCGAAAAUUUCGCGAAUGCAAACCCACUAUCACCUCACGUGUGGCUCAUAAUCUUCGGUGGUUCACCGCAAACCUUGCGAAACUUCUGCGAAAAUCCACAAAAAAACAGUUUUAAUUUAGACGUCGAUACCAUGAUGCUAAUUCGAUGCUACGACAGCCCAAUGAUUCGCGAGUGGUAUUCUAUCAAAUCAAGGACAGAGGUCAAAAGUUUCGACUUGUUCGAAUGGACUUUAAAACGUGGUUUGAUAUUAAAAUCAGAUCGACAGCUUUACCAGAGACGAAGUGAUUUCGGAGGAGCAGAACUUAAAUUAGCGGCUAUUAAGGAGGGCAAAAGUGGACCGACAAUAAGCAACGGAAAGAUCUCCAAUAUCGACGUCUUCCAGCACAUGAUGCUCGAGGUUCUCCAGCAAAUGAACUUCACUUUCCAGCUCCUGCUGGCUGUCGACACUUUUGGCUCUUGGGACAAAACGGCGAACAGAUGGACGGGGCUUCUCGACAAAAUCGACUCGGGCGAAGUCGACGUGCCGUUCACCGAAUUCACUAUACUGAAGGACAGAGCUGAGUAUUUCGAUUAUACCUGGGCUAUUUCGAUGCCGAGGAAUUCGCUGUAUAUUAGGGAGCCUGAAAUGAAUAACUUCAAGUGGAAGGCUUAUUUGAGGGCAUUUAGUUCCGACGUGUGGAUUUCGUUAGGAGCGUUAUUAUUAGCUUCAUCGAUUAUGCUAUACUACAUGAAAGUGAAAAUCGAAAAGACAAAUUUAAUGGGAAAUAGCUUCAUGAAAAAUGUGCUGCAAGUUUGGGGUAUCUAUUGCCAGCAAGGAAUACCAAAUUUUCCACGAGCAUCGUCCCUUCGAACUGCCAUCGUAUUUUUAUUCUUUUCCCAAAUAAUAAUCAUAGCUAUUUACUCAGCGUUUAUAAUCAGUGAUCUAACGACGCUGUCGACGACUUUGCCAUUUGAAACAUUAUCUGAAUUCGUAGAGGACGGAUCUUAUAAGCUGACGAUUCUUCGCAACAGUGCUGAAGAAAUCAUGUUUUCCACUUCACAAGAUCCUGUUUACUCUAAAAUGAGCAAAAUGUUGAAGCCCCAUAACGAAUUGCCGGUUAGUGGUAUAGAAGCUUUCCGUCAGCUUUGUAACGAAAAACUUGCCUUUUACGGGGAAGAAAACAAAGUGAAGAAAAUCAGCACUAGCGAGUAUCCAUGUAAAUUGACAAUGGUAUUCACGAAUAAAAAUCGUUUCAUGGGCUUUCCAUUAGCUAAAAAUAAUCCACUGAGGGAUUUCAUGAACUAUUAUAUUCAGAGAUUUAAAGAAAAUGGAAUUAUGAACCGAAUAAAAAAUAUGCAUGCACAGACACAUGACAACACAGUCAAUGGAUUCCACCCCGUUGAAUUUUCCGAUAUCAGUGUCGCGUUGGCAAUUUUAUUUCUGGGCUUUGUCUUUAGUAUUCUCUUGUUUUUAUUAGAGCAAAUGCAAUACAGAAUUCGCAUUUGCAAAAAUUCAGGAUACACUGUCGUAUAAGGAUUGAAAAUGAAAUAAAUAAUUUUACCAGUA